UGCCCUCUUGAUUGGACUCAACACCAAUCUUCUUGCUAUAAACUAUCCUCUAAUACCCUGGAAUGGAUCGCGGCAAAAUUUGCGUGUGAAGCACUCGGAUCUUAUCUCGCAAUGUUGGAUUCAUCAGCUGAACAACAAGAAAUUGUUUGGGGAAGCAGGACAUGGAUUGGUUUGCACCGAGACUCAAGUAAUAACUCACGCUGGCAAUGGAUUGAUGGUUCGUUAGCGGUUUACCUAAACUUUGAUUCUAACGAACCAAACAACUGGAAUCGCCCUGAAGAUUGCGUAGAAAUGCAUCCGUCAAGGAAAUGGAAAUGGAAUGACUUGAACUGUAAUACUCCUCUUCAUUAUUCUUGUGAACUGUCGUCGGGUAGGUCACGUUAUUUUGGGACAACAAGAAAUGAAAUAGUUUUAUAUUCAAAGAGACGUAUCUCAAACGUUUUCUGGCAAUUUUUCUUUUAAAAAGAAAAGUCAGAAUGGUGUAGAUUGAAAUAAUAAUAGCUCCUACAAGACUAGCCUAGUAUUUUAUAUUUGAUAGUAACUAAUGCCAUGUACUCGUGUAGCGCAUUUUCAAAAGUUACUAGUAAGGGGGCUUACCUACCUAUUUAUAUUUUCUACAAACACACACACACACACACACACACACACACACACACAAACUCUUUAUUGUCAUUAAGUCGCUGUUUUUCGUCUGCGGUCAUUGCCCAAUAGCGGUUUUCUGGAGGAUUGGAUAAUAUUUUACCAGAUUUGUGACACGAUUGCAUGACGGUUUUAUGUUCGAUUCUGCAGUAAACACAGCCUCGUUCCCUGGGUCUUCUCCUACUCUCCGGAAUUCGAAUAAGAGAGACGCUCCGGAGAAAAAGUAGAAUAGGACACUGAAACUAGGUUGCAGCAAACUAAGGCGAAUCGCGAAUUUAACUGAAAUCAAGAACACAAAUAACUCCUCUGAGAAAAAGUAUGUUGCUAAAAUGUCCUUACGUCCACGAGCACAAGGCCGGUCACUGCAUGGUCGGGCAGGCAGCGAAAAGAAAAGAGUGAUUUUUUUUUUCGUUUUUGGUUGGAAGAAAUUGAGUUGAGUAUUCUAAUGAAAUUGAAUUAAAAAGACAACAAAUGAGAAGAAAAAAAACAGCAACAACAAAAAACAGAAAUUUCAAUUAAUGAAGAGCCCAAAUUGAAGAUCAAGUCCCAGAUAACAGUUAUUAUUAUUACGUUAGACAAAAGCAAAACGCGGUUAUGAACUUUUUGACACGUUUAAAGGUCUAAGUAAUCUAUCCAUCGAUCAUCAGUGUCGUCAUUGUUUAUCUUCUUUACUUUUUUAAACUUGCUUUAUAUCUCAUCUUUUAAAGGAUUUACGUGCCGAAAACUCUCCUCCUUAAAUGAGGUACAAAUUUUGCCCGACAGUUGUGUUGCAUACAAUCAAAGAUACCACUCAAUUUGCUCAUUUUCCUGCGCUAAUGGAAAACAAAUUAAUGGCCCUUCAUCUGUUCGGUGCGGAAUAAGAGGAUACUGGAGCGAGGAAGUGAACGAAGUCAGUUGU
Messenger RNA from Porites evermanni, 1537 nucleotides. The record is from the annotation of a GenBank genome assembly. Lineage: Eukaryota; Metazoa; Cnidaria; Anthozoa; Scleractinia; Poritidae.